AUGGGUGAAUGCAAAUCCACAUUUCAAAUCCCUCUGGCGCCGCCGCUUGUCGACCACAUCUGUCUUCGCAAUGUUCAACUCCCUUUACCCUGCGCCCCAGAGGCAUGGCAUCGGCCAUGUCUGCCGCAACCAUGCACCAUGUCUCUCAGGCUAUCAUGUUGCUCUAUCAUGGCAUCGGCAGCAGAUGAUGAUGUAUCCCAGUCUCUAGACUAUGGGAAGCUCUAUCGCCGCAUCGAAGAGCUUGUUCGCCACUGGCCCAUUGUACAUGCUGGCUAUCCGAGUCCCAUCCUACAAUGGUGCAGGGCGCUUCCAUCGGUCGAUCCUGGACAGGAUAUAGCCUCCCUGGCUGGGAGAAUUGCUAGCUUAGCGUUAGGGUACCUCAAGGAAACAGCCAGGGAGAUACACGCCAACAGGCCGGGCGCUAUUCAGCAAGAGUUCGGACAAUGUGAGGUGGACCUGCAUCUUCCGAAGGCUCUACUCCGAGCUGAACAAGGUCUAUGGUACCGCUGCCAUGCCUCGUUGGGGCGAAGUCCGGAAGGAGCUGAGGCUGCCGUCGUGACUGGAGAGGAGUUUCGGAUUCGGAAUAUUCGCUGCCACUGUCUCAUUGGCAUCAACCCGCACGAACGACUUGAGAAGCAGGUGGUUGUGGUAUCAUUGAAGUUUCAAAGUCCUGGGGCGCAUUUUCUAGACAUGUAUCAGGAGAUGACGAGAGUCGUGGCCGAGGAAGUCGAUCAAACAGCCUUUCAGUCGGUGGAAGCUUUAGUCACGUUCGUUGCUCGCAUUGUGACGGUGCGCUUUGGAAACGAUGUGGUCACGGUGCGGGUCGAGAAACCCAAUGCUUUAGCAUUCGCAGAGGGAACCGGCGUGGAGGUGACUCGCUCUCGAAGUUUCUUUACAGAGGAAGUCUAG
This is a messenger RNA of Aspergillus steynii IBT 23096, 909 nucleotides long. RefSeq names its product dihydroneopterin aldolase family protein. Bases 1 to 909 code for a protein of 302 amino acids. Lineage: Eukaryota; Fungi; Ascomycota; Eurotiomycetes; Eurotiales; Aspergillaceae. Gene Ontology annotation, biological process: folic acid-containing compound metabolic process. The transcript has 2 exons. The record is from RefSeq and is a predicted model, not a curated record. Gene Ontology annotation, cellular component: cytoplasm. Gene Ontology annotation, molecular function: dihydroneopterin aldolase activity.